AUGCCCUUUGCGUUCUUGCUUUUAGUGAAAAAGGGGGGCGAUAUCAACAAGUCCGACCAAGAGGGAGACACUCCACUGAUCAUAGCAGCUACCGAGGGGCAUGUGGAUAUUGUCCGAUUCUUGCUGGAAAGUGGGGACGACGUCGAUAAAACGAGCAAAGAUACGAACACUCCGUUGAUCUGUGCGGCCACAAAUGGCCAACUGGGAGUCGUGCAGCAGUUACUGGAACACGGGGCAGACAUUAACCAGACCAACCAAUUUGGCUCUACUGCUCUUUUAAGGGCUGCAGACUGUGGCCACACUAGCGUAGUCAAGUUCCUGCUGGAACGCGGAGCUGCUAUUGACUUGUCCACCAAUGACGGAUACACGCCGCUUCUCUAUGCUGCUUUAGGUGGACAUGUGGAUGUGGUGGAGUUCUUACUGGACAAAGGCGCCGAUAUCCAUGUCACUAAUGACACUGGUGGUACUGCGCUUACUUGGGCUGCUUCAAAUGGACACUUGGGUGUGGUUAAGCUUCUAUUGGAGAAAGGGGCUAGCAUUGAUGUAGCUAUGGAUGACGGAGUCACGCCUCUCAUGCAAGCCGCUGCAAACGGUCACGAUAAAGUUGUUGAGGUCUUAUUAGAUGCUGGAGUUGACAUCACAAAGACUAGCAGCACCGACUUCACUGCUCUCAUGUACGCGUCUAUCAAAGACAAUCUUGACGUCGUUCGUCUUUUGUUGGAGAGAGGAGCUGAAGUCAAUGAGGCGACACAUCUAAGAUCCAUGCCUUUGAUUUUGGCUGCUGAGAGAGGGUUCACUGAAAUCGUGCGUCUGCUGUUGGAGAAUGAAGCUGAGAUAAAUUACACAAGCAGCAGAGGUGCUACUGCACUGGGUUACGCUGCCGAACGUGGCCAUAUUGAAGUGGUGUGUCUUCUCCUGGAGAGAGGAGCUGGGGUUGAUACAGCAGAUAAUGGAGGAACGACGCCUCUGAUGUCAUCAGUAUCAUCCGGCCACGUUGAGACUGUGCGUCGGCUAUUGGAGAAGGGAGCAAGCAUUGACCAGGCCGAUAACGCUGGGUAUACUGCUCUCAACUACGCUGCACUGAAUGAGCACAUCGAAUGUGUGCGUCUUCUUGUAGAAAAUGGAGCGGACAUGAACCACUUGACCCCUGACGGAAGCAUGCCUCUCGCGGCGAGUUGCUCUCUAGCCAAUGUUGAUAUCGCUCGCCUGUUGAUCGAGAGUGGAGCAGCCGUUGAAGUAUUGGAAGAAACGAGAGUUUCUCCUCUGGUAGCUGCUGCUGGCAACGGUCUUCUUGACCUUGUGCGUCUCCUAUUGGAGAAGGGCGCUGACGUGUCAAGAACGUUUUGUGGCGGAUUGACGGUUCUCAGUGCUGCGGUCCAAGAGGGACACACUGAAAUUGUGGAGCUACUUAUUGAGCAUGGAGCUGCCAUUGACGCCACGUUGGACGAUGGGUCGACUGCAGUCAUGAUGGCAGCGCUCUUUGGCCAACCAGAAGCGAUCCAUAUCCUAUUGAACCACGGUGCUAAUGUGGAUCUGGCUGACGCGUCCGGAAAAACGCCCUUGAUGCUGGCAGUUCAGUGUAGGCAUGUGGAAGUGGUGAAGCUGCUACUAAGCGCUGGUGCAGCUGUAGAUGCCAAGACAUACGAUGGGGAAACUGUGUUGCGCUUGGCCGGAUAUGCAGGGAACGUCGAGUGUGCUCGCUUGCUGUUAGAUAGCGGAGCGGAUGUCAACUUGACUGGGAAAAACAAUUGCUCGGCCUUGCAAAGCGCAAUAUUCAAUGGACAUAUCGAGGUUGCCAGGCUUUUACUAGCUAGUGGUGCGAGGAGCAACUCUGCGGACGGCGACGGAGACUCCGCGCUCCAUGAAGCUGUUCUGCACGGAUAUCUCGAGAUCGCGCGCUUACUGUUAGAAUAUGGAGCUGAUGCGAAUGCAGUGAACUUGCUGGGAUGGACGCCGCUCACUGUAGCUUGUCAGCGUGGAUAUACCGAGAUUGCAACUCUCCUUGUUGAAAAAGGUGCUGCUGUGAAUGUGAGAACGAGUGAGGAGCGGACGGCGUUACUAUUCGCUGCUGAAGAGGGAUUUUUGGAGAUCGUACGUCUGCUUGUGGACCAUGGCGCCAAUAUAAACGUACUAGAUGUGGACAAUCAAACACCGUUGAUGAAAGCUGCGUACAGAGGACACGAGGAAAUCGUUCGUUUGCUUCUGGACAACAACGCAGACGCGGAAAUUGUAAACAGUUCGGGUCAAACUGCAGCGGAAAUUGCUCGUGUUAAUUACAGAACCGAGGUCUCGUGGAUUCUCCAAGAAUGUGCUGCCCAAGACUCAAACAAAGCGAGGAGUAUUAUCACGAGACAAAGCAAACCGGACUGGUUCAUUCCGAGUCGUGAAGUUCGAAAAGAUCUCGAACCUUUUUCUGCGAGUUCGUUCGGGAAAGUCUACCGAGGUUGGUGGUUGAGUACUCGCGUCGUUGUCAAGACGGUCACGGUAGCCACUGAACAGGAGAGUCGCACAUUCCAUCGAGAAGCGCGUAUCUGGCAAAAGGCGAGACACCCGAACAUCGUGCCAUUCUUUGGAGCCUGUGACGAAGGUUCGACGUAUUUUUUCGUGUGUGAGGAGGCCAAGAAUGGCAAAUUACUCGACUAUCUCUACCACGCAAGAGAAGAGGGACGAUCUUUGGUAUGGCGGAAGCUGUUGGACGCUGCUCUCGGUCUGCACUUCUUGCAUGAACGACACAUCGUGCAUACUGAUCUUAAGUGUAACCAGAUCUUGGUAAGUAAGGACGGUGUGGCGAUGCUGACGGAUUUUGGACUGAGCUUCUUGACAACAGAGCAGAGCGAAGACGAGAAAACGGUUGGCGCAAUUCGUUGGAAGGCCCCCGAGGUGAUUCGUAAGGAGAAUCCAGUGGCUCCAAAUGCGCUAUCGGACGUGUAUUCAUUUGGUAUGUGUGUGGUAGAGGCGGUGACUGGAGACGUACCGUGGGGUCAACAUGUUCCAGACCCGGGCGUGAAGUUCCAUGUAACUCGCAAGAAACUUUUUUUGCCUCGUCCAAAAGCUUUUGAGAAUGACGCUGAGUGGGAAUUGGUGGAGAAGAUGUGUGCUUUUGAGCCGUCUGAACGGAUGAAGUUGGUGGACGCGAUUGAGAAUAUUCGUGGGUUUGCAGAGGAGGAACGAUUCCAGGAGAGACUGCGACAGAUUAAAGAGGGACCUGAAGACUUGGACUUCGCUGUGCGAGAGCUUCCAAAGCACUCAAAAAUUUCGACGAUGGGAAGUGUUCGGGCUUUAGCAAAGAUGAAAUCGCUCGGCAGAUCCGUUCGAAUGAAACGGGGAGAGGGAAACCUAAUGACGGCGGCGUGA
Messenger RNA from Phytophthora nicotianae INRA-310, 3354 nucleotides. Its product is annotated as TKL protein kinase. NCBI's taxonomy places the organism in Eukaryota, Oomycota, Peronosporomycetes, Peronosporales, Peronosporaceae. The transcript has 2 exons. The coding region runs from base 1 to 3354 and encodes 1117 amino acids. Gene Ontology annotation, molecular function: protein binding; protein kinase activity; ATP binding. The record is from RefSeq and is a predicted model, not a curated record. Gene Ontology annotation, biological process: protein phosphorylation.